Cercopithifilaria johnstoni is the source of this 2277-nucleotide messenger RNA. NCBI's taxonomy places the organism in Eukaryota, Metazoa, Nematoda, Chromadorea, Rhabditida, Onchocercidae. The record is from the annotation of a GenBank genome assembly.
AUGGAUAAUCUGGUAGAAGAUGGAAUCGAUACUGUCCGAGGUGUAGUGACCGACAGACAAAAUGAGAGUGAUGUAGGCAGUGUGGAAAUGUAUAAAAAGUUGGUUUGGGAGUACGAAUUGAGCCGAGGAAGAUGGGUCAAGUAUGAAAAUGCUAUCAACAGGAAGUUGAACGAGGGCAUCGUAAGCGGUGUUACGGAGUUUGAAAUGGACGAAUCUAAAUUACAAGUCGAUUUCAACUUAAUGAAACAAAAAAAUUUGGAUACGGGUUUUGUUCGAUCCGUAAGAUGUGCUAUUCGAAAUGAUGAAGGUGUUGAUCGUGUCUGGGAAUAUAUUGAUUCGAAAAGACGUUGGCGAAGUGUGGACCCAUUAUCUACUAUAACAUUAGAAAAUGCCUUCGUUAAUGGGUCCGGAAAUGUUAAAAUAGUGUUAUCAGGAACAAAUUUUAUAGCUGAUUUCGACAGUAAUCUAAUUAGAAGUGACGACGAAUUGAUGGAAUAUGAAAUCCGAUCGCGCAUCUCGAAUGCAGACCCCUCGAUGUUAGCAAAACCAGUACCAAGGAUCGAACGUCUUCGAGCAGUAAAGCGUAUUGCAGCAAGAACCCAUAUCUCUUCAACUGAAAAUAAGCGAAAGGUAAUGAGGGAGAAAAAUGACAAAAGUGAUACUAAUGGAGAUAGCGAUAACAAUGAGAAACAAAUUAGAGAAUCAAAAAGAAUUCGUAGAAAAGAAAAUAGUACUUCUGAAAUGCAGAAAACAAAUGACUCGAAUAGCAGUACUGAUAAAGAUAAUAGGAGUGAUUUGAAGAAAGUUAUAUUAAAAGGCGUUGCAGCUGUGGAUCCUGAAUGUCAUGAACUAGUUGGCACUGCACAUGUUUAUACUGAAUUCAAUGAUGUUUAUGAUGCCUUGUUAAAUCAGACCAGUGCACAAUACAAUAACAAUAAAUAUUUUAUCAUACAGCUGUUAGAAAGUGAUGUUGAAAAGCGCUAUUGGGUUUGGUUUCAUUGGGGGCGCGUUGGUUACAAAGGACAAACCAGUCUGAAUCCAUGUGGUACAGAUUUAGCAAAAGCGAAGGAAUUAUUUUGUGACAAGUUCAAGAACAAAACGAGAAAUGACUGGGCGGAAAGAACCAGUUUCGAAAAAGUAGUUGGCAAAUACGACUAUUUGCCUAAUGAUUAUUCGAAAGUAAUAGAAAAGAAAAAGAAUGAAAAUGAUACUGAAGAGACAAAAGAAGUGGAAUCAAAACUUGAUCCCUAUCUGCAACAUUUAUUAAACAUUAUUUGUGAUAUAAGAGCAAUGGAAGAAACGAUGACGGAAUUGGAAUAUGAUGCUACUAAAGCACCUCUGGGGAAAGUGACUGACGAACAAAUUAAGGCGGGAUAUGCAGCGUUGACAAAAAUUGAAGAGCAUAUUAAGAAAAAGAAUUUUUCGUCGGGUUUUGUAGAAGCUGUCAAUAAUUAUUACACAAAAAUACCUCAUUUCUUUGGGAUGCGUCAGCCGCUUAUGAUUAAGACAGUAGAGCAAUUGCAAGCUGAAAUUAAAUUGUUGGAGGCUUUGAGCGAAAUCGAAGUAGCAAUACGGACAUUUAAGAGGGAGGGAGAUGUCAAUGUUCAUCCAAUCGAUCGUCAUUACAUGAAUAUGAAGUGCAAAAUAUCUAUCCUUAGUGCAAGUGAUCCUAAGUAUAAGAUUGUGGAUAAUUACCUUCAAUGGACGCAUGCUCCAACACAUAACAUGUAUCGUAUGCGCAUUCGUAACUUAUACGCGGUAAAUCGAGAUGGAGAACAAGAACAGUUCAUGUUCGAUAUUGGCAACAGGAAAUUAUUAUGGCAUGGAUCUCGACUAACAAAUUGGUAUAGUAUCUUAUCUCAAGGACUACGAAUUGCUCCAUCAGAAGCUCCUGCGACCGGCUACAUGUUUGGUAAGGGUAUUUAUUUUGCCGAUAUGUCAACAAAAUCAGCCAAUUAUUGCUAUCCACAACAAAAUAAACCUGGUUUUUUGGUAUUGGCACAAGUCGCAUUGGGAGAAAUGAACGAAUUACUACAAAGCGACUUUCAUGCCGAUAAGCUUCCUGCAGGAAAAAACAGUACCAAGGGUUUAGGUUCAAUUGGUCCUGAUCCGGCUACAUACGUCACUUUAGACGGCUGUGAAGUACUUUGUGGUAAGCCAAUCUCACUACAACGAAAAGACGAAGAUUCUUCCCUCAUGUAUAACGAAUACAUUGUUUACGAUGUAAAGCAAGUUUGGAUUCGUUAUCUCAUUGAAAUUGAUUUCAUUUUUGACUAA